AUGAGAGCUUUCUACAAGAGUCUCUUGUUUUUACUGGGGUUUUUCUCGGUUCGAACAAAGGCAGAAAUAGAAGUAAACGUAUCGGCGUGGGGAACAGCCAUUCAGUCAUCAGAUAAUGCCGACUGGUAUGCCUGGAAGGCUGUGGAUGGGUCGAACUCCACCUGCUCUCAUACAACGUCACAGACCGACCCGUGGUGGAAGCUGGACCUGAUGAAGACCUACAGGGUGAACAGAGUGACCCUCACUAACAGACUGAGCUGCUGUGAAGAGAGGAUAAACGGGGCGGAGAUCCGGAUCGGAAACAAUUCUACAGCUCUUUUCAGCAACCCAUUAUGUGCUGUAGUUUCUUCUAUUCCAGCGGGAACUACCUCCAACUACUCGUGCAAUGGGAUGGAGGGACGCUAUGUUAUUGUGGACAUUCCUGGAGAAUUAAGGAUUCUCAGUCUCUGUGAAGUGGUAGUCUACGUGAUUGGUAAUUUGGCAACAGGAAAAACCGUCACGCAGUCGUCAACCUAUGGAACCUGGAUUGCUGAGCAGGCCAUUGAUUUAAAUCCAAAUUUCAUGCAGCCGUGGUCAGCAUGUUCCUCAACCAAUUUUCAGACUGACCCAUGGUGGAGGCUUGAUCUGGGCUCUGUGUACAGAGUUAAUAGAGUCGUCGUCACAAACAGACUAGACUGCUGUUCAGAACGAAUAAACGGAGCUGAGAUUACCAUCGGAAACUCUUUGGAGAACAACGGCAACAACAAUCCCAUAUGUGCUGUGAUUCCUAGUAUUCCAGCUGAUGCUUCCUCCACCUUCACAUGUAACGGUAUGGAGGGUCAAUACAUCAAUCUGUUCAUUCCUGGAGAUUCAAAGAUCCUUGCUCUUUGUGAGGUGGAGGUCUAUGGAGAAGGUGAGAGCAAACAAGCAGGUUUAAUGAAACUGAAGUCCAGUUCUAGUCUGUCUGACCCUGAGAUGAGAGUCCAGCUCCUGUCCCAGCUUCGGUCUGCUCUGGCGAAACAAGGGGUUUCUGGCGUGACGCUGCAGUGGACUCAACCGCCCGAAAAAGUUGUGAUGUGGAAAGAAGAUGCACCCAACUUUAACUCUGGCUUUGAUCUGGUCCUUGAGGCUUACGGGGCACAGUAUUACACCAGUUUUGUUCAUAUCUUUCGAACAAGGAGUCAUGUCAUCGACAUUGGGCAUCUGUUCUGUUCACAGACCAGCUCAGAGACCGACCCGUGGUAUAGAGUGGAUCUGCUGAAUGAAUACCAGGUGAAGAAGGUGGCCAUCACUAACAGAGAUGACGUCAACUCUUAUCAGAGGAUAAACGGGGCGGUUAUUCGUGUCGGGAACUUCUCUGACAAUGUUUACAGCAACACCAUAUGUGCUGUCAUCUCUACUAUUCCUUCUGGAGACACGGCCAGCUUCUCCUGCGGUGGGCUGGUGGGACGUUACGUGAUCGUUCAUAUUCCUGGAGAUCAGCAGAUUCUUACUCUCUGUGAGCUCGAAGUCUCACGGUUUUUGCGUGGAAAUUGGGCAUCGAAAGGAACUGCUCUACAGUCAUCGACAUCUGGGAACUGGUUCGCUCAAAAGGCUAUUGACGGUAAUCGAGGUCUCCAGCUGUUUUAUCCAGGAUGCUCCUCAACCCUUAAUCAGUCUAACCCAUGGUGGAGGGUGGAUCUGAAAAACAUGUAUCAAAUUAGUAGAGUUGUCGUCACUAACAGAAACGACUGCUGUCCAGAACAAAUCAACAACACAGAGAUUCGUAUUGGAAGCUCUUUGGACAACGACGGUAACAACAAUCCCAUAUGUGCUGUUAUUGCUGCUAUUCCAGCAGGUGAGUCCUACAGCUUCUCAUGUAACGGGAUGGAGGGACGUUACGUGAAUCUGAUCAUUCCUGGAGACAUGAAGAUACUCACUCUGUGUGAGGUGGAGGUUUUCGGAAAAGGUCCCAUUUUAAAAAGAUCGGUUGUAAAAAUGAUGUUUAACUCCAGAGCUGAUUUGACAGACCCAAAAAUGAAAGAAAAUGCCGUUUCUUUUGAAAUGUUCCCUCAUCAUAUCUAUUAUCACUACGGUGAGGAACUCUCCACCGAGGGGGACCCCUUCCACCGGCGCUCCACAGCCAGUGGAGCUGCCAAGAAGGUAACGGAAAAGUCACGUGCCUUCGUCAUGGUGCUGUACCGCCGCUGA
Molecule: messenger RNA, 2169 nt
Organism: Puntigrus tetrazona (Sumatra barb)
Lineage: Eukaryota; Metazoa; Chordata; Actinopteri; Cypriniformes; Cyprinidae
Exons: 16
Coding region: 1-2169 (722 amino acids)
Source: RefSeq, a predicted model, not a curated record